Molecule: messenger RNA, 2112 nt
Organism: Cuscuta europaea
Lineage: Eukaryota; Viridiplantae; Streptophyta; Magnoliopsida; Solanales; Convolvulaceae
Source: the annotation of a GenBank genome assembly
UAUUUUAAGAUGCCAACUCAACUUCAAUUGUAAUACGGACAUCUGCAUUGGAGAUGAUUUUUUACUUUCACCUCAAUUUCAUUCACGUGGCAAUGCAUUAUUUAGAUUUUAGAGUCGAAAGCACGGUUAAAGAUGCUCUUAGAACUCCAUUUAUCUACGGAUCAUUGCUUGCGAAUUCCUUUUUAAUAAUCUUCUACAGAUUAUCUAAGAUAUUUUAGCUAUGGAGAAGUCUGGAUAUGGUCGUGACGGAAUCUACCGAUCCCUCCGGCCGCCGCUUAUCUUCCCCAGGGACCCCAACCUGUCUAUGGUCUCUUUCCUGUUCCGGAACAUCUCUAAGUACCCUGACAAACCGGCCAUCCACGACGCCGAUUCCGGUCAGACGUUGACUUUCCAGCAGAUGAAAUCCGAGGUCUCCAAAAUUGCUCAUGGCAUGACGCACCAACUGGGUAUCAAGAAAGACGACGUCGUCCUUAUCUUGUCCCCCAACUCUAUCCAGUUCCCUCUUUGCUUCUUCGGCAUCAUAGCAGCCGGCGCCGUUGCUUCGACGGUGAAUCCUGCGUAUACAGUUCCAGAGCUUUCCAAACAAAUCAAAGAUUGUACCCCGAAGCUCAUCGUUACCGUUCCCCAAUUGCUCGACAAAGUCAAAGGGUUCAAUUUGCCCGUUUUGCUUCUGGGUCUUGAAAACAGUAACCAUUCAGGCAUCAAUUCCUACCCGAGCCUUACAUUUUACACCGACCUGGUUAAAAAUGCUGGUUCAUUGGAUUUCGAUCUUGUUCGUAUAAAGCAUAGCGACACAGCUGCGCUGCUGUACUCUUCUGGGACGACGGGGGUCAGUAAAGGCGUUGUCCUUACGCAUAGGAACUUCAUCGUAUUGUCUCAGAUGAUAACGGCCGAUCAAGACGCGGCCGGAGAAAUGCACAAUGUGUUCUUGUGCGUACUGCCGAUGUUUCAUGUGUUCGGGCUUGCAAUUAUCUUGUACUCACAGUUGGUGAGGGGGAAUGCUGUGGUCUCCAUGGAAAGAUUUGACCUGGAGAUGAUAUUGAGAAGUGUGGAGAAGUACAGAGUGACGAAUUUGUGGGUCGUGCCUCCCAUCAUACUGGCCUUUGCAAAGAGCAGUGCGGUCAAAAAGUAUACCUUGACAUCAUUGAAGCAGAUUGGGUCAGGGGCAGCACCCCUUGGGAAAGAUUUGAUGGAGGAAUGUUCCAGGAAUUUCCCCCAGGCUGCUUUAAUUCAGGGGUAUGGGAUGACAGAAUCUUGUGGACUUAUCUCAUACGAGAAUUCAAGUAUUGGUAAAAGAAACUCAGGGUCAGCCGGAAUACUUUCUCCCGGAGUGGAGGCUGUAAUAGUUAGUGUUAGCAAUUCCCAGCGUCUCCCUCCUGGUCAGUUGGGAGAAAUUUGGGCAUGGGGUCCUAACAUGAUGAAAGGUUAUUACAAGAAUCCAGAGGCUACCAAGCUUACAAUAGAUAAACAGGGCUGGCUCCAUACAGGAGAUCUUGGAUACUUUGAUGAAGAAGGACAGCUAUAUGUUGUUGACCGUAUCAAGGAGCUCAUUAAGUAUAAAGGUUUUCAGGUCGCGCCCGCAGAGCUUGAAGGUUUGCUUGUUUCUCACCCCGAAAUCCUGGAUGCUGUCGUCAUCCCCUAUCCAGAUACCGAAGCUGGUGAGGUCCCAGGUGCGUUUGUUGUGCGUUCUCCAAGUAGCUCUCUGAGUGAAGAAGAUGUCAAAAAGUUUAUUGCAGAUCAGGUUGCACCAUUUAAGAGACUGGUCAAGGUAACAUUUAUAAAUAGUGUCCCAAAAUCUGCCUCUGGGAAAAUUCUCAGACGGGAACUCAUUGAAAAAGUUCGAGCGAAAUUAUGACCUCACACAGGGACGAAGCCAGGAUGUCUUCGUAGGGGGGAUAUCAAUGUAUUGUGCAAUAUAGAAACAUUCGUACCCUAAUUAUUAGAAUUCUUUGAGACUUUGUAAGACUAUUCAAAAUUACUCUUUUACAACAUGUUUGGAUCAUGCUUAGGAAAGGAAAACUAAUACUAUGAAAUAAUACUUUUUGUGUUUGGUUUUGCAUCACACUUAAAAGAAAAUAAAGUAUGAUUAAUAUUAUUAAUUUUAUUUGCAUA